GCAGAUGCGCGGCGAGAUCGGGUUGGUCAACUAGGCUGCAAAGAAAGCUGCGAACCGGCGAUAUUUAAGAGGAUAUCCUUGCGAUUCUCCGUCUGUUGGACACGGUUAAUGGAUAAGUAAAUUAUUGCGAACGGAGUUCAAGGUACUUGGUAUCAGGCAUGAGUGGGAAUAAAGAGGCUGUGUUGACAUGCGUGCCUGGUAAUGGACAGGAAGCUCUGAGAAGUGACAACGGGGGUGGAAGACAAAAUGGAGAAUUACAGUAUCAGGGAGGCAGCAGAUGGUGGAAAGUGAGCUGUGAUUGGGACUGGUGGUGAGCUGCGAGGCAUGGAUUGGUGACUCGGCACAAUAG
Molecule: messenger RNA, 349 nt
Organism: Aspergillus versicolor CBS 583.65
Lineage: Eukaryota; Fungi; Ascomycota; Eurotiomycetes; Eurotiales; Aspergillaceae
Exons: 1
Coding region: 159-314 (51 amino acids)
Cellular component (GO): membrane
Source: RefSeq, a predicted model, not a curated record